Messenger RNA from Meloidogyne enterolobii, 408 nucleotides. NCBI's taxonomy places the organism in Eukaryota, Metazoa, Nematoda, Chromadorea, Rhabditida, Meloidogynidae. The record is from the annotation of a GenBank genome assembly.
AUGAGUAAAACUAUAUUUUUUGACGACUUGAGUAGAAAUGGGGCAAAUAGUAUUCUCGCUUAUGGACGACUUUCUUCACCUUUUAAUAUUAAUGUUGCAGCGCAUUUUUAUGCACGUCAUCGCAUAAGACUUAAUCAUCCAUAUCAUCUGUGUGUAGUCCAGAAAAAUACUCAUGAAGAUAGAUAUUACCCUUUGGAAUUAUUAGAAUUAGCGGAGGAAGAACCAUUAUCAGGGUGGAUGGCAAAUAUUUUUAUCGAUAAAACAACUCAGUCAAUUUCACAACAAUCUGAAAAAGAUUUUGAUGUAGCAUCACCUGUACCUCUUUCCGACUACGAUGAUAAUCUUUGUUAUGGAGGAAGAAAAUUUAGUCAAUCGGUAGAUGAUUUUGAAUACAUGCAAGGAUGGUGA